UUAAGGUGGUGUGAGAUGGCUAUAUCGCUGCAAUCGUCGCAAAAUUCCAGAGGUGUGUCGGUAAGAUCUCUUUCGAGCAUGCGGGAAGAAUCCCUGCCAAUGCUAGCAGAGCGGUUGCUUGCCAGCCGAGCCGCAGCGUUGGUUGCGGGUCUUCCAGCUGAGUUAUACUCCGGCGCUCUCUUGGCGGCAUGGCCUCCGUCGCCCCCGGCGCCCUUGCUGCCUCCGCCUGCCCCAGAGCUAGAGCGAGCGCGCAAACGUCGUAGAACUCCUAAGCUUGAUGACACUACAUCGAGCGCUCCACCCUCACCUCCUUCGUCUGGAUCGUCUCCCGGGGCAGCUGAUCCACCGCGAGACAAAUUAUUCACUUGCAAGGUCUGCUCUCGCUCGUUUGGGUACAAGCACGUUUUGCAAAAUCAUGAACGCACCCACACCGGCGAAAAGCCUUUUGAAUGUGGAGAAUGUCACAAACGUUUUACACGUGACCAUCAUUUGAAAACUCACCUUCGCUUACACACUGGCGAAAAGCCUUAUAGUUGUCCACAUUGUCCCCGACACUUCGUCCAAGUUGCGAAUCUUCGCAGGCAUCUGCGCGUGCACACUGGCGAACGCCCAUACGCAUGCGCCCGCUGCCCGGCACGUUUCUCAGAUUCCAAUCAACUGAAAGCGCACGCUUUAGUCCAUGAUGGGGAUGCUCCAUUCGCCUGUCGUUGCGGUGCAAGAUUCAGGCGGCGACAAGCUGCUGCUUUACACCGCUGUUCAAGUGGCGGUUGCGACACAGGGACCCCGAGUCCCCCGGCGGCUCUAUCAGCCGACUGGCGUUGGGACGAGUGGCCAGAACAAACCGAGCCUGAAGAUCUUUCUCUUCCGCGACGACCGGCGACGCCGGACUCUCCAACUGAUUUACGCGUGCACUCCGCGUAG
Messenger RNA from Zerene cesonia (dogface butterfly), 921 nucleotides. Its product is annotated as protein krueppel-like. The coding region runs from base 16 to 921 and encodes 301 amino acids. Gene Ontology annotation, biological process: regulation of transcription by RNA polymerase II. Lineage: Eukaryota; Metazoa; Arthropoda; Insecta; Lepidoptera; Pieridae. The record is from RefSeq and is a predicted model, not a curated record. Gene Ontology annotation, molecular function: RNA polymerase II cis-regulatory region sequence-specific DNA binding; DNA-binding transcription factor activity. The transcript is spliced from 2 exons.